This is a messenger RNA of Xiphophorus couchianus (Monterrey platyfish), 2795 nucleotides long. RefSeq names its product coiled-coil domain-containing protein 81. NCBI's taxonomy places the organism in Eukaryota, Metazoa, Chordata, Actinopteri, Cyprinodontiformes, Poeciliidae. The record is from RefSeq and is a predicted model, not a curated record. Gene Ontology annotation, cellular component: microtubule organizing center.
UGCAGGUCUGAGGCUUGAUGAGAUGAGCAACAUCCUGCUGCAGGUGUCCGAACGGGACACGCGGAUGUUGCGGAGUCUGGCGCAGUUGUCGAAAAACGAGGUUCCCCAGCAAAGAGAGUCUAAAUCCAAUCAGUCACUGCAGAUGAAAGCUGUCGGCCUGACUGAGAAACUGAAUCCAAUCCCCCCUGCGGAGCCCACAAGCAGGUACUGUGCAAAAUGCCCGGGUGGACAAUACAGCUACUGUUGCUCUGUGCUUCCAAGAAACCUAACUCUCCAGCUCUCGCCGUACGAGCUGUGCUACUUGUGCAUGCAGCGGACUCUGAGGAAUGUUCUAGAGAACAGACGAGAGCAACGAGACGCAGAGGAGAAAGCUUGUGGAAACAUUUUACUGCUUAAAGAACAACGGAGAGAUGAGCAGGAGAUGGCGCAAGAGCUAGCAAAGCUAACUGAGCGGCGUGAGCAGGCAAAGAAGGUGGCUGUGUUCAACUUGCACAUGUCAAGGCGGGAGAAGAGCUCCUGUUUCGACUGUCCUAGAUCAUUCGUCUUCCCGGCUCGACCAGUCACUCCCCCGAAGAGGAUACGGCAGCAUCGUUACAGGCGUGAUCUACGGAGCCAGAUGGAAAGGAGACAGCAACUCGUGGCUCAGGACCAGCAGUACCGCCUUCUUACAGAGCGACUUGACCAGAUGCAGCUGAUGGAGGAGAUAGCUUUGCAGAGGGCUCAGCGGCUCCAGAAGAAACUGGAGAAAACCAAACAUUACAGGAAGGCUCUGGACGCUCAGGUGGAGGACAAGAUGUUCACAUCGUGUCCCGAGUGUCCGCCUGACAAACCAAGACUAAAUCGCUGCGAAACAGCAAUUAGGAGGGCAGAGAACCGAAAGAGAGCACAAAAGCUCUUUCAGGCGAACUUCAGUGUUGCCACUGAGAGGGAGGAGAUCCAACUACACUUUUCUUUUUCUAACUACAGCUGGAAAAAGAAAAAGGAAAUGCUAAAACACACUAAGAUGGAGUUAAUGCAGGACAACACCAAUCAUUUUGAAAAGAAGCGUGCCUUCCGAAAAUCACUGGAGGACGACUGGAGUGGAAGUGUUGAGCUCAAACACAAGCGAGAGGAAGAGGAGAGGCGCUUCCUGAGGUCUGCUGGAAAACUGCUGAUAGACAAGCUCAAAGGAUGCCAACGCUGUUGGAGGUGUAGAAGGAGGACCACCAACUGCGGAGAAACCAACAUAUGGAAGGACUCGUGUUGCCCCUCAGGUUCACAGUUUAUGAUCUGAAGCAGAAUGACGUUACGAGGAAAACACUAACAAAUUGAACAAGUCGUUGCUGCAUUGCAGCCCAGUGAAAUAUACACUAUUUUAAUUGUUCUUGAUCACUCUUUCACAAUUAUAAUGCGCAAUUCGCAGCUGCUCUGUGUGUUUUAUUUAUUUUUUAGUCGUUUUAAACUCUGGAAACUUUUUUUCAGAGAUCCAUAAUAAGUGUUUCUACAGAACAAGUUUUAAAUAGGAUUUGAUGAUUGUGAGCUUCAUUUCAUUGCUGUGCCUUUAUUAUCAUUACAUUAAAGAAGCAAAUCUGCGAUGAUACGAGCUUUCUCAGACAGAAUCUGUUCAAAACAGGCGACUUGUAGUUAGAAAGAUUUAAAGUGGAAUGGAAAUACCCUUACUUACACUGCAGAGUUUAAAUGAAGCUUAAUUAGUACUUAGGAAAUUCUUGAAAAAAAAAGUAUCCCUCAGUGUCCCCUAAUUUAACCAGCUGCAACUGGAACAGGAUUACUACACAUUUUCUGCUGCAGUUACUGGGAAUGAGUGCAACACCCCCUGCUUUGCAGUAUUUAUCCUACUUGGAAGCUUUUCUAAAUAAUACUCUUAAAUCUCCUGGGACCACCUAGGAGUUCCUCAGAAACCACAACAAAAGUGAGCCUGCAGAAACCCUGUGUGAAAGAUCACUUUCCAUCCUGGAAAGCGUGGGGAUUUUUCUUUUGACUAAAAAGAUGGGAAAUGGUAAAUCAAAACGGCAUCUCAACAAAACCACUGUUUGCUCUACAUGUCCAGGCUUUGUACAUGGCAGUGAAAAACAUGAUCAAAUAACAGAGAUUACAGAUAAUAACAGCAAGCAAAGACAUUUUUUCCCCCAAACUCCCCGGCUUUAUCUGCCAUUCUGUUUCACUUCAGGAUAUGCUUUUUUUUUUUUUAAAUAAAUACAAACAUUAGUCCAUAAUAUUGAAUUUAAAAAAACUGAUUUAGGAAAGACUCUUCUCAGUAACUAUUUUGAUAUAUUCUGGAAUUAAAUAUUCAGUUUAUGCUUGUAAUCAUCUCUAAAGUGAUGAUUACAGGCAUCUCAUAAACCUACUAAGAUUCCUGCCUAUUUAUGCCCCUUACACGAGACCCACCGUUAGAAAAUAUCUACUACAAAAGUAAGUUUCAACAUGUGUAACUUGGGUAAGGUUCUUGCUGUUGUCAUUUUAUCGUCUCCAUUUUCAUCUAUGUAUUUGGGUUCACGUUAUAUUAGAGUUUUACAUUAACUAAUUACUUAGGGCUCCCAGCUACAUUGCCCUUUUUAUAUUUGGGAAUCCUCUUUGAAAGCUGUCUACACUGUCUCUAGGAUCACAAAUAGAAAUUCAGUAAUAUCUAAAGCUGAACCCCAAUGCCACACCUGCAUCCCACACUGUAAUCGCUCAGUGAAAAGUCACAAACUGUGCACUAAUACAAAAACCAUUUCAAGUAACGCCUUAGGGAGGAGACUUCAACCAGACAGACUGCACAUACUGGUAAAAGUGCUGCAGCAAAAAAAAAAAAAAAA